AUGGUAUGUCUUCUUACUGCUAUCUGCCUCUUGGGCUCCUUCGUGAAUCUUGCUGUUCAGGCCCAGAACCCCCACCAUGCCAUCGAUCCCACCCUUUUCGCCGGUAUCAAACCGAAUACCGAACUUGAAUGGCAUGCCUGUUACUCUGUAUUCAAGUGUGCGCGGUUGAAAGUUCACGCAAAGAUUGAUGACCCUCGCAACCCAAAGAAGGUCAAGGGGAAGUGCGGUCAACCAACCGUCGACCUUGCCAUCGUCAAACUCCCCUAUGUUGCUGCUCCAGGUGGUACCCCUCACCAAGGCGCAGUUCACGUCGCCUUGGGUGGCUGGAGCUCCUCGUCAACCAACUUCCUCGUCCGCUUCGGAGAAGACUACGCCCCCCUUUUCGCAGGAUAUGAUCUUCUCGCUAUCGACUACCGCGGCUGGGGUUGGACAACACCCUCCUUCCGCUGCUUCGCCACCGAAGACGAACGCAAACAAUUCGCCCUCUCAGAGCCUCCUCUCCUCGGAGCCGACGAUGCCGCAUAUUCUCUCCGCGAGAAGCGCGCCGAGGAGUUUGGAAAGAAGUGCAAGAAACACGGCGAGGACGUCGGCCGGUUCAUAGGCACGUACGCCAACGCCGUCGACCACUACACCGUCAUGAAGGCGGAAAACCGCACCAAGAUGGGUUUCUGGGGUAUCUCGUCCGGCGCCCACCUCGGACAGACGAUCGCCCAGCUAUACCCGGAGGCCGUGGACAAGUUCCUCUUUGACAGUCCAACACCCUCAACGCUCGCGUACACCGUAACCCAAGCCCAACCCUCCCAAAUCAAAGACGCGGAACGCGGCCUCGAAGCAUUCUUCUACGCAUGCCUCAACUCCGCCCCGGGAACAUGCGCCUUUACAAACACCUCCAAAACCACAACCGCCCUCCGCGCGCGCUACACAGCCCUCGAGGCAAAGCUCAGAUCCAAGCCCCUGAGCAUCCCGGGCUCCGACUACAAAUUCGACUGGUCCGCCCUCCACACCUUCACGACCACCGCCCUCCACGCCCCCGGCUGGUUCCCCGUCCUCGCGGGCGUCUUCGCAGAAGUCGAGAACGGGACAGCGGGGCCAGCCAUCGCAGGCGCAGUAUCCUCCUCCCUCGCCGUCCCGCCUGCCCCGCUCCCUCUCCUAACAGAAGAAGCGCCCUUCGAGGGCAUCCUCUCCGGCGUCUGCAUCGACGAGUCCCAGCACAUCAAGAACACCAACGACUUCAAGGCCUACCCCAAAAGCAUGGUCGCCGCCGCGCCCAGCGUGGCGCCCAUCUUCGCGGACUGGCGCCUCGUCUGCUCCAAGUGGAAAAUCGACCCAGCCAACAGGCUCCCAGACGUCUCCAGCGAGCCCGUCAGGACGCAGGGCAAGAUUGUCGUGCUGAACGGGGUGGGCGACCCCGCGAGCAGCGUCGAGGGCGCCAAGAGCGUCGCUGCGAGGUUUUCGCCGAGCGUGUUUGUGAAGAACCUGGCGCCUGGACAUACGAGCUUUGCGGCGGCGAGUAACUGCUUGUUUGGGCUGUUUUACACGUUCUUCGUGCUCGGGCAGAUGCCGGCGGAGGGGUAUACUUGCGGUGAUGUCUUUGCGCCGGCCUUUGGGGUGCAGAUCCCUACUGGCUUCUAG
This is a messenger RNA of Colletotrichum gloeosporioides, 1632 nucleotides long. RefSeq lists its product as uncharacterized. The coding region runs from base 1 to 1632 and encodes 543 amino acids. The transcript is spliced from 4 exons. The record is from RefSeq and is a predicted model, not a curated record. Lineage: Eukaryota; Fungi; Ascomycota; Sordariomycetes; Glomerellales; Glomerellaceae.